Spirodela intermedia is the source of this 1186-nucleotide messenger RNA. The record is from the annotation of a GenBank genome assembly. Lineage: Eukaryota; Viridiplantae; Streptophyta; Magnoliopsida; Alismatales; Araceae.
AUGUCACCAGCGGCUGGAGGCCCAAAAAGUAUUAUUCAUUUUCUACUUUAUGUCUCUUUCUUUCUAGAAGAGACUUAAAUGUGGUUUAAUCUAUACUUAAGAUCUGUUUAGGAUCUCUGACUGUCAGAUUUUGUACCUAAGAUCUGCUUAGGAUCUCUGAUUGUUAAAGUCUGUUUUAAGUCAUUUUAGAGUUAGUCAGGCUAUUUUUAGAAGAUCUGCCCAAGAUCUCAGCUUGUCAGACUCUAUCCCCACGAUUUGUCAGGAUUCUCUUUUUGGGAGUGCCAAACCUCCUUUCUAGGCCUAUAUAAAGUCCUUUAUUAUAAUUGAGGUCCUCAGUUUUUAGGUGAAUCAUUUCUCUAUACUGUGAGAACCUCUUCCUCUUGGGUGUGAAUUCAGACACCCUGUUGUGGAUUCAAGGGGUUAAAGACCCGAAUUUGUGGAUUCAGAAGCAGGUUUCCUCCCCAGGAUUAGAGCUUUGGAGUUUCAAACGCAUAUCUCGUUGUUCUUCCACGUUACUGUUGCAUCAGUAGUGUUCCCAAGUAUGUAAUGAUUUAACCACAAUAGAAAAUUUUAAUUCAUACGUAGUCCGCUUUAUUCUUGGUUCUGUAAAUUUUUCAGUAUAAAAAGUGACUAUGCAACCUUAAAGUUUCAAAUAAUUUUAAUUCAUAUGCUUUACAAUAAUACAACGCCAAUUUCAGUAAUUAAAGUAUCACAUUCUAUUUGAAAUAAUUUAUGAAAAAUUGACGGUAUUCAUAUAGGGGGAGAACUUAAUUCUUCUUUAAUUACAAAUAAAUCUUGUAGAAAAGAAUGCUAAGCCAUGAAAACUACGAACAUCAUAUGUAUUCUAUGGAAUUAGCCAAUCUUUAAUAUCUUUAACCUUUCAUUUAUCCACUUUUAUUUAUCUCAUAAAAACUAAAUUUGAAGUAAAAUAGUCAAUAUAGAUCUCAAAUGAUGAUGAUGGUCUUCCUUUGUGGUACUGUAUAUCAAAAUGUCAUUAUAAUAGACAAUAAUAAAUUUUCUUUGAAAAUCUUCAAUAUACCUGAUUCAUUAUUUGCAUAAAAAGUAGUAGGGGUAUUAGAUAAGCCAAAUGGCAUCAACAACCUGGCAUAUAAUUCUACUUUCAUCUUGAAGGCAGUCUUCCAUUCAUCACUUGGAUGAAUCUGAAUUUGAUGAUACCCACUUUUAA